Messenger RNA from Vollenhovia emeryi, 1751 nucleotides. Its product is annotated as leucine-rich repeat-containing protein 23-like. The record is from RefSeq and is a predicted model, not a curated record. The transcript is spliced from 4 exons. Gene Ontology annotation, molecular function: protein binding. NCBI's taxonomy places the organism in Eukaryota, Metazoa, Arthropoda, Insecta, Hymenoptera, Formicidae. Bases 427 to 1662 code for a protein of 411 amino acids.
GAAAAUUCUAUUUUUAUGCGUUUAUUCUUCUGAAAAGAAAUUAUGCGAAAUAUUUUUUUAACCGUACACAUUUACAACUUGUGCAUCGAUUUCGCUUCUCUCUUUUGUUUGGAACUCUAAUCGAUAUGUGUUAUCUGAUGCAUCGUUAUUGACGCGUCAAGGAGAGAGGCUAGAUUCUCGCAAAUAACGUUUGACGUAAUGUAAGCAUCUUUCUUACACUAAAAUAUUAUCAUAUAUGUUUCUAGCUGUUGGAGAAUUUUAUACUUCAUAAAUGAAGAUAAAUGUUAAUUAAUUUUCCGCUAGAUUAAAUUUAACCUUCAUUAAUCAAACUAAUGACAUUAAAUAGAUAUUAAAGUUUCUACCGUAAUGCUCCAAAUGGCUCGAAUAAACUCGAGAUACAUGCAAUUUUACUUCAAUUAAGAAUACAUGGAGGAAGAAAGCCACGAUAAGGAGGAAGGUGGGAAGGUGCUUGUUGAAGCUGAGGAAUAUGGCGAGGAAAACCAACCCGCAUUCGAGUUAACGUCGGACGAGGCCGAGCACGAGACACGCGUGCUGACACGCACCGAGGCCGGCGAGUGCCUUCACAAUUUAGGGAGAUGCGCCGCGAAGUGCGAGUACGCUUAUCUGAGCAUGGACGCCUCGGACAGAGGUCUCACGGAUAUCAGCGUGAUAGCGUCCUUCGGGCACGUUCGUUACGUGAAUGUGUCGGGGAACAAACUGACCCUGGAGGCACUGCGUGCGCUCGAGGCGAUGCCGUGUCUGCAGACGCUGCGGGCGGACCGAAAUCGUCUGACCAGCGCGGAGCUGAAACCGAUGCAGUAUCUACAGGUGACUCCGUUCGUUUCCUCACUCAAUGGAGGGUUCGACCACAGACUUCCAUGUACUGCUAGACUGCUAUCUUCGAGGCUGACGGACACGUACGGCAUCCGCCACAGCUCGCUCGAGCGUCUGGAGUUGAACCACAACGAUAUUCGCGCGGUGACCGUGGAUCCUCGGGCCCUCGUGAGCCUGAGGACCCUGGAGCUACGCGGCAACGCGCUGAUCAGCACCGCAGGUGAGACGAGGGCCGGUUGUUUAUCCUCCGAGAUUGAAGACCCGAGCACACGGGAAAACUUAAGACUUAAGGGAAACGGCUGUCGAGAACCUUUGAUCGAGGACGAUCGUAGAGGUCUAAGCGAGAGACGUCGAGCUUCUCGAACGGUAGCUCAAGAAUCCGGAAUCUGUUGUUCCAGUCUGACGCGGCUCUUCCUGGCCGAAAAUCAAAUCGAAAAGAUCGAGGGCCUCGGAGAACUCGUGAAUCUCAAGACGCUACACCUGCGAGGCAACAGACUCGCGAGUCUGGACGGCUUCAGCGAGCGAUGCCGCGGCUUGAACUACGUGAACCUGCGCGAUAACGAGCUCCCGGGGAUUUCAGAACUGAGAAAGCUGGACCGCCUGCCGAACUUGGAAACGCUUGUCGUCCUAGGGAAUCCUCUUCUGAGGGAAGAGGCGGAGGAGAAGGGAGAGAAGGAGUACAGGCUGAUCGUACUGGCGAUGCUACCGAAACUGAAAAGAAUCGAUAAGGAACUCGUGCUGGAUCGAGAGAGGCACGAGGCGAAAUCGUUGUUCACGAAGCUGCAGAAAAGCGGAUCCAAUUUUGAGGACUUUAAUUUGCGAGACUGAACGCUGUUAAAUUAUUAGGGACUCGAUGAGUAGUCGCCACUGUUCCUACUCGAAAUGUCGUUAGGGUAAGGUGACCAAAUUCGGAUACC